Molecule: messenger RNA, 2630 nt
Organism: Dromiciops gliroides (monito del monte)
Lineage: Eukaryota; Metazoa; Chordata; Mammalia; Microbiotheria; Microbiotheriidae
Gene: DTX2
Product: deltex E3 ubiquitin ligase 2
Exons: 10
Coding region: 262-2112 (616 amino acids)
Biological process (GO): protein ubiquitination; Notch signaling pathway
Cellular component (GO): nucleoplasm
Molecular function (GO): ubiquitin protein ligase activity; zinc ion binding
Source: RefSeq, a predicted model, not a curated record
GGGCAUGCGCAUGGAGAGGCCUGCGGAGCGGCGACGCCGGAGUUUCUGUGUGGCUGCUUCCCCUCCCUCUCUCUGUCGGUCCGGUUCCUCAGCCCUGCCUCGGAGCUGAGCCCAGCCUGGACCGGCCCGGUGGUCUGCAGCCCAGCGGCCCCCAAGCAGCCUCGAGCUCCGAUCUGGAGGAAGUGACAAGCGAUGAGCUGCAGAGAGGCCCCCCAGCCAGUGUAGCUUGAAGACCUUCUGGAGAGCCAGGCCCAUGAGAAGAUGGCCACAUACCCCAGCCCUGUGGUGGUGGCUGUGUGGGAAUGGCAGGACGAGCUCGGCACCUGGCACCCCUACAGCGCAGCCGUAUGUAACUACAUAGAGCAGCAGUUCAUGACUCACAAGGGCCAGCGGUAUGGAUUCGGAAGUCUGGCCAGCAGUAUUCCCUUGGGCCACGCCGACCCGGCGCUGGCGCCCUACAUCAUCGACCUCCCCAGCUGGACUCAGUUUCGUCAGGACACAGGGACCAUGCGGUCAGUGCGGCGCCAUCUCUAUCCUCAGCAGUCGGCCCCAGGCCGGGGCAUCGUCUGGGAGUGGCUGAAUGAUGACGGCUCCUGGACGGCCUAUGAGAUGAGCAUCUGUGACUACCUCGAGCAGCAGCUGGCCGGGGGGAGCCAGCUGGCCGAUCUGGCCCUUCUGGGUUACAACUACGAAGUGGACUUUACCACCCACACUCAGGUUAACAAGACGUCGAGCUACCGCCGGCGGGUGCGGCGCAGCCACGGCCCCACUUACCCCGUGACGGCCAUCAUCGCCGUGCCUGGCCAUGCGGGGGCGGCUUGCUCGUGCCAACAGUGCCUAGCAAACAGUGGCUCCGGCCCUGUCAACAACCGCUACAGACACUCGAUGACCCACCUCCCUGCGUACGUGACGCCCCAGCCCACCCACCGGACUGCCCCCACAGCAGUGUACACAGGCUAUGCGCCCUACAGCAAGCCUUCCUUAUCCGGGGCCAGGUCUGCCCCGAGGCUCAAUGUCGCCAACCCCUGGAGCAUGGUGACCCCUGUCCUGGGGACGGUCCCCGUCUACCCUUCCAGCCUUCCACAUCUGGUACCUCAGCUCCUGCCCCCAGGACCCACACCAGCCAAGACCAGUUCCUUCCCAGGCCUCCCUGUGACCGUCCCCAACAGCGUCCCCAACAACACCUCCGCAAGUGCUCCAGCUAGUGUCCCCAGCGUGCCUGUGCAGAUGCCGAAGCCCAGCAAGGUCCAGCAGGCCCUCGCAGGCAUGACGAGUAUUCUGAUGUCAGCCAUCGGACUCCCUGUGUGUCUUACUCGUGCACCACAGCCUGCCAGCCCUCCUGCCUCCUGUAUGCCCACUAAAAAUCACAGCUCAGUCAAGAGACUGAGGAAAAUGUCCGUGAAAGAUGCAGCGUCGCGGGAGCCUGAGCAGGUACUUAAGAACUACUCUGAAGAGCUGAAGACCCCCCCUGAUGAGGACUGCAUCAUCUGUAUGGAGAAGUUGUCCACCCCCUCUGGCUACAGCGACGUGAUAGAGAGCAAGAAAAUCGGCCCUGAUGCCGUGGGGCGGCUCAUCAGAUGCAGCCACACCUUUCACCUGCUCUGCGUGCUGGCCAUGUACCAGACCGGGAACAAGGACGGAAGCCUUCAGUGCCCCUCCUGUAAAACUAUCUAUGGGGAGAAAACCGGAACUCAGCCCAAAGGAAAGAUGGAGUUUGCUGUGUUCAAGGCCUCCCUCCCUGGCCACGAAGACUGCGGGACGAUAGAGAUCAUUUACAACAUCCCUCGAGGAAUUCAGGGUCCUGAGCAUCCGAAUCCGGGAAAGCCGUUCACAGCCAGGGGAUUUCCCCGUCACUGCUAUCUCCCUGACAAUGCUCAGGGCAGAAAGGUCUUGGAGCUCCUAAAGGUGGCCUGGAAAAGGCGCCUGAUCUUCACGGUCGGAACUUCAAGCACCACUGGGGAGACGGACACGGUGGUGUGGAACGAGAUCCACCACAAAACAGAGAUGGGCCACAAUGUGACUGGCCACGGCUACCCCGACCCCAACUACCUGGACAACGUGCUGGCAGAGCUGGCCGCCCAGGGGGUGACUGAGGACUGUCUCGAUCAGUGAUGCCCCGCAGCCCCCAGGGCUGAGAUGCGCCCUGGGGGAGCCCUAAUAUUCUCUAGCUCGGACUGCCUUACGUCCCCGUCUCCUCCCUCCUGUUUGGAGCAAUAACGCGGCUGGGGGUCAGGCACUGACCGAGCGGUCCAGAGGUCUCAAUAUUUUUCCAUGAUGCCGAUGCCGUACGCCCCGGGGCAUCUCGCUACACUGGAUGCCUGGAAUUUUUUCUAGUUUGCACAUCUUGACUUACUUUCCUCGAUCUGUGCACAGAAAAGGCCAUAAGCCCGGGUAGUCGUCUGGCAGGUCUGAAAGAUGCAGCUACCUCGAUUCCUGCAGACCCGUUCUGUCUUCUGGCUGUGGUUGGCUCCAGAUGGUGGUGCCUGCAGAUCCAGGAUGGCGUCCUUUCAGGGGACCGCCUCUCGCCCACCCAUUUGGGGGGCUCUGGGUCAGCUCUUCCUUCAUACCUCACUGCUGGUUUUAGGAAUUUCUAUACUUUUUUUCUUGCAAUAAACUCAAAAUACUGACAA